GAAGGUAUCGUACUUACAUAAUCAAUUGUGUCAGGAUAAGUGUUCCCCGAUAUUGUUCUCCAUCACACCUGGGCAGGAAUAUAUUGCAUGGUUGUAAUUUACAAGUAUCCUUGCAUGGUAUAAGUAAAUUUCCCUCUUCAUAUGUGCACGUCGUGGUAAAGUAUGCAAACAUAUAUAUCCCCUUACACACAUAAGUAUUUACAUAGUUUGUUUUAGGCAAUGAAAUAUUUGCAACUCAAACACAGCUGACUUGCCAAACUUUUUAUCUUAUUAGUAGAACAUUUCCGCUCUUUUAUCUUCUUUUUUGUUAUGCAUCUCUAAUUUCAAAACCAUAGAAAGAUACACAUUAAAAGAAAUAUCGAGAAUUACUUUAUACAAUUAAAACUUUUUUGUAAAUUUACUCCCGCAGUGUUCGCCAGUUAACUGUGUUACAUAAAAUAUCAGUCGGAAUUUAACCAUUUGAGAAUAGGUAUCUAAACCAUUAUUAGUUUACAUACGUAAACAAGGCUAUAAAAUACGUACGUCCAGGAUUCCACCAUUUCGUGUAGAAAGUGAAAAUGAGCGUAUUUAAUCUGCCCGACCUAACUCAACUAACACUUCGUAUAACACCUGACGGAGACGCAGCUACACAACCGGAAGUGAUACCCCUCUCUGACCACGACCUAUCAAAUAUGUCACAUCACCAGGACGAAGUUCUACAAUUUUGCAAUGGGAUUUCUUUCUCCGUCGUCACCUACAACAUUUCACACGCAAAUAAACCCGCCCGACCGUCCGCAGCCCAGAAAAAGCAUCUCCUAACCGCAAUAUUUUCCGACUUACCGGCCGACACUUACUUCCUCCAGGAAUGCAGCUGGACCGAUAUUGCCAAACAUAUAGCAACUAUUCAAUUGAAAUAUAAAUUUCGGUGGAUAAAAUCGUACCAGCAAUUAAUUCUGUUUAACAGCAAAAAAUUUACCGGUAUCAGUCUCCAAGCAACGAUUCCAAAUAUUGCCGUUGACGUGCCACGCGAUAGGUUUUGUGUUCUAAAGCUUACGCACAAAAAUGCACCUAAUUUUGACUUUAUAGCGAUAAGUUGGCAUGCUGACAGGUUUGGAAAACUUAAUGUAUCUUUCUUCAAAUUCGUUGACGGUUUAGUUGACACGGAAAAAAUUCCCGCCUUAGUCGGUGGAGAUUUUAAUUAUACCAAGUUGAAAACCUAUGAGGAUAAAAACGUCGGUCGAUUCCAUUAUUCUCUCGAUAUCGGGGAAGAGUUUCACGUCAAAUUGAAGAAUGUGUUCUACAAGCCAACCCAGCAUUGUGUCAGGGGAUCAUCGAUUGAUUUCUUAGUCUCGACUUUUGGUCCGUGGCCUCUCCUAUUAGGGCUACACAGCGCGCAGGAACUCUCCUUGCGGGGAGAUGUGAUGGGGGAAAGGUUCAAUUUAGCUGCGAGAUCCCUCACAAAUAUUGCACCGUCCAAUGUCACUGAUCAUGUACCCGUUUAUGGAUACGUUAACUGCUUUCAGAUGCUGCAAGACGGUAUUGCCCAAAUGUAAACAAAUUUUCUAACCUAACACCAAAAUAUCAUCAUGUCGGUAAUGAAAUUAAUACCGAAAGUAAUACUGUGCGGAGUAACUUGAUUUCCAAAAACCAUUUGCCAAAUUCUGCGAGGCCCAUCAUUUUCCAUGCGUUUCUCGGACGUUUAUUUUUCAAAGGUCCACCUUCCAUGGCACACUUCUCGACAAUCUAUCCCUUAAUCUAAAUAUUUAAAUUUUCUCGGAUAUUUGUUUCUUAAAUAUGGACAGUGUUAAUAUUUAUCCGACUAUUAAUUACCAACCGCUUGGGCAAUAGUCUCUCUGUUUAUUAUUAAAAGUCAGAAUUUUUCCGGAGAAAUUGGAGGAAAUAAUUUCUCAUACAUUUUUCUGAGGAUAAAGAAAUGAAAAUUUUGAAGGUAAAUAGGAAACAAUAACAUUAAAUAUUAGUUAAAAAUUAUAUCUUCAAAUUAAGUUACUUCUGUUCCCUAUUUUACGCAGAUCACUGUAUUUUUCAUAAAUUUAAUAAAAUUUAAGACCUUUAAAUUUAAAUUAUAAUUGUGCAAUUUUUCACCUAAACCAAUUUUAUUUGCUAAUCGCCUCUCACGUGGAAGGGUUGCAUAUAUUAAGUUUUAUUCUACAAGUCGUCCAUUCCCAACC
Molecule: messenger RNA, 2168 nt
Organism: Folsomia candida
Lineage: Eukaryota; Metazoa; Arthropoda; Collembola; Entomobryomorpha; Isotomidae
Exons: 2
Coding region: 558-1532 (324 amino acids)
Source: RefSeq, a predicted model, not a curated record